Octopus sinensis (East Asian common octopus) is the source of this 2016-nucleotide messenger RNA. RefSeq lists its product as uncharacterized. The record is from RefSeq and is a predicted model, not a curated record. The transcript has 7 exons. NCBI's taxonomy places the organism in Eukaryota, Metazoa, Mollusca, Cephalopoda, Octopoda, Octopodidae. The coding region runs from base 186 to 1403 and encodes 405 amino acids.
UACUUUCAUUCUAAUUUUCUUUUUCUUUUCCUUUUUUUUUUUUUUUUCCUUCCUCCCAUACCUACUUCGUUUUACUGAAGAACCAUUCCUUUACUUAGUGACACUUCCUUUCACACUGUCGAAGACAACUUAAAUAAUUGAUUCCGACAAACUAUUUCUCAACACGUUUAUCUAUCUACCUUGAUAUGGCAAAGUCUAUUCUACGCUGGUUUCUUAUGACUAGGAUUGUCUUGUGUCUAGCAACCAACUUCAAUGUGUUAUCCUUUGAUUAUAUUCAACAAUUUAAAAAGCCUGUAGAACUUGGGAAAUGUGCUUAUCGAUAUGUCACCCUUCGUGGUAAACAACAAGUUUUUCAUCAAGAUUGUGCAUUCUAUGAAAUGGGGACAUCUAAAUUUGAAGCAAGUAAUACCAAUGAUUCCUUCAUCGUAAGCCUGAAUGAAGAAAAUCUACUGACUCACAUCAACUUGUGUGAUGGUGAUGCUGCCUCGUACAUGGGGCUUUUAUAUGAAGGAGAAUGCUUAGCAGUGGAAAUUGGUAAUAUGAUAACAUUCAACCAAAGUACCUACAUCAGAGCUUUCGUGGAGAAUUACAGAACAGGUAUCGAUGAACUGACUGUUGACUGGAGCCCUUUCGAAGGCUUCACACAUUACUAUAAACAGGUUUAUUACCUGCAGAAACGUAGUUAUGGUACCUAUGAAUUAAUUAUUGCUCAGAUGACAUUUGAAAAUAACAACCAGAGAAAUGCUGCACAAAACCUUGUGUUAACACCACCAUUAUUGUCUGACCAAAUGGAAGUCAUAAACGAAGCUGUUGGCACACCACAGCACAUUCGGCUCAUUAGAGUUUCCACAGCAGAAUAUAUCAAAAAAUUCAAGGAUUAUAAUGCUGAAAAUUUCCCUGAGGUUCUCUACCAAAUCAGAAGUUAUGAAAAUGAUGUUCGACGAAUGAGAAAAAUGGUUAAAGAAGAUAAAAGCAAACAUCAUCUGGAGUAUGAAUUCCACCCUUUUGCAAAUGCUGUCCCAGAAAAAUCACUAACCACUCGGUCCCGACGCCUUUGGGAAAAUGUCACUCAAAUGGAAAUUCAAACAGGAAAAGCUAUAUCAGAAGCUGAACAUGCAACUGAGCGAUGUAAAAGGAAGAAGAAGAAACUAAGGUUUUGUCAGAAAAUUGAAAAAAUUGCAAAAGGCCUGAAAAGAUUACAUCGUCAGCUGCAUAAUGUUCGGUCAAGAUGGUAUUAUUUGAACAGUACAAAACUGGUGAAUGUCACAAGCAAUCGGAGUUUACGUUACGAUCAUUUAAUGAAAGCAUUCGAAAAUAUCCUUCAUACAUGUGACAACUCAAAACCACACAAAAAGCGAAGGAAACAUAGACGAAAGUCAAUAUCUAGUGAAAACCCAAAAUGAAUCAGAUUCACUUAAAAGUUAAUGAUUAAACUUUAUAUAAAAUCAGAGAGAGAGAGUACAAGGAAAGAGAAGGAGAGAGAAAGAGUGAGAGAAAGAGAGAGUAAAUGAGAAAGGGAGAGAAAGCAAAAGAGGGAGAAAGAAGGCUUUCUACAGUUGUUCAGUGUUUGAAAUGGAGACCAAACAAUGAGAAAGAGAGAGUGCGGGUGUCUGUUACAUUCAUUAAUGACUAAAUAACCAAUACUUCAAUGAUUUUUGUUUCCAUUCAAACAACUUAAUUACACAGCUCUUAACUCAAGGAGUACUUCCUUUGACCCAGAAAACUCUAAUUAUUCAAUUAUAAUGGGUUUUAUCUCUUUAAAAAGCUUUUACUAAAAUAUAAACAACAGGUUUACAGUUUGGACAAUAUUAAUUCUGCAACAUUUCCUUUUUUAAAUAUCCACUAUGAAUAAUUUUUUUUCUUCUUGACUAAAGGAUCAACUAAAAUUCUUUAUUGCUAACCUAAAAACAACCAGAAAAACUUACAAAAUAUUUAUAAUUAGUAUUAUUAUUAUAGCUCUUGUUAUCAUCUUACCAGAAAAUUACACACACACACACAUAUAUGUAUAUAUGUGUA